AUGAAUUCGCUAGACGCUCUCUUUGCUCGUUGUUUGCUGGGCAUCUAUUGGUGGAUGGGCCUGCUGCCGUUGCCGCCUGUGUCUCAACUGUUGUGGCUGCUGCUCGCCUUGGUUAUACGCCUCAGUUGGGUGUCCUACUUCAUGUGGAUGCUGUGGAACGGCAUCUGUUAUAUGUUGGUGGACAGGAGCAUGAGCGUCAGCUAUCUGACCGGAUCUGUUCUAUUCAUAGGCUACUCAUUGCUGGGUCUGCUCGUCCAGGCCCAGACAUUAUUUAAGCAGCGAUCGUAUGUGCGCCUGGAGGAUUAUCGCAUUCAGCUGGAGCUGCAGAUGAGCAGGCUUAGCAGCUCGCACUACGGUCACAAGUCCGGGAGUUUGCUAUUCCUACUGGGUACACAUUUGGCCAGCGACAUUAUCAAGUCCUGGGCCAAUUCCAAAUACAGCAUAUCCCCGGUGCACACCGUCUCUCUGAUGCAGAAAUGGCAGCUGCGCUUCCACUUCAUCCAACUGAUGCGGCUGAUCAUGGAGCUGAAUCAGCGCGCCAUCCAGCUGCGCCACUCGCUACUGCGCCUGGCCGCCGGCAACGACCUCUGGCUGCCCUACAGCCUCUCCGACUUUAAGCACCUGCAGACGCUGCGCCUCAGCUACGAGCGCAUUUACGAGUGCCACGAGCUCUUCAACGACUGCUACGGCUGGAGCAUGCUCUGCCUGCAGCUGUUGUGCAGCUUUGAGUUCGUGGCCAAUGCCUACUGGUUCAUCACAGAGGCCUACGACUCCCAGCGCCUCUACAUGUUCAUCUACAAUGGCAACACCUGCUUCACCAUCGGCACCCUCGUCACAGCUCUCUUCUGGUACGGCGACGCAAGUGCCAAUAAUAGUCGGCAAAUUGGCUGCUUGAUUCCCAAGCUGGUGAAGCCAAUGGGCAGCAAGCGCUACAACGAUUUGGUCAGCGAAUUCCUGCUGCAGACGCUGCAUCAACGCUUUGUGGUGACGGCCAAGGACUUCUUCAGUCUCAAUCUGCAUCUGUUGAGCAGCAUGUUUGGCGCCGUGGUUACCUAUCUGGUCAUACUCAUUCAGUUUAUGUUCGCCGAGAAGAGUGCACAAGCUGCGGCUAGGCCCAAGUAA
Messenger RNA from Drosophila arizonae, 1122 nucleotides. RefSeq names its product Gustatory receptor 23a (gene Gr23a). The record is from RefSeq and is a predicted model, not a curated record. NCBI's taxonomy places the organism in Eukaryota, Metazoa, Arthropoda, Insecta, Diptera, Drosophilidae. Gene Ontology annotation, biological process: sensory perception of taste; chemosensory behavior; male courtship behavior. Gene Ontology annotation, cellular component: dendrite; neuronal cell body; membrane.